This is a messenger RNA of Nannospalax galili (Upper Galilee mountains blind mole rat), 1875 nucleotides long. Its product is annotated as ankyrin-3-like. Gene Ontology annotation, cellular component: axon initial segment; synapse; membrane. The record is from RefSeq and is a predicted model, not a curated record. Lineage: Eukaryota; Metazoa; Chordata; Mammalia; Rodentia; Spalacidae. The annotation marks the transcript as partial. The transcript is spliced from 16 exons. Gene Ontology annotation, molecular function: transmembrane transporter binding. Gene Ontology annotation, biological process: neuronal action potential; negative regulation of delayed rectifier potassium channel activity.
AUGCCCUCCAGCGGCCUACUCCCCACAGGCCUCAUCUUAUGCUUUCCACCGCUGCCCAGGGAUACCAUCAAAUAUGGACCUAAUGGCUUCACGCCGUUGUAUAUGGCAGCCCAAGAGAACCAUCUGGAAGUCGUCAGGUUUCUUCUUGACAACGGUGCCAGUCAGAGCCUAGCCACAGAGGAUGGCUUCACUCCCUUGGCAGUGGCUCUGCAGCAGGGUCACGACCAAGUGGUCUCUCUCCUGCUGGAAAAUGACACAAAGGGCAAAGUGCGCCUCCCGGCUCUUCACAUCGCCGCCCGGAAAGACGACACGAAAGCGGCCGCUCUGCUCUUGCAGAACGACAACAACGCGGACGUGGAGUCGAAGAUGGUGGUGAAUAGACCAACCGAGAGUGGAUUCACCCCGCUCCACAUAGCUGCUCACUAUGGGAACAUUAAUGUAGCCACGUUGCUGUUAAACAGGGCAGCUGCUGUGGACUUCACUGCACGGAAUGACAUCACUCCUCUACACGUCGCGUCAAAAAGAGGAAAUGCAAAUAUGGUGAAGCUGUUGCUUGACCGGGGAGCAAAGAUCGACGCCAAAACCAGGGAUGGUCUGACGCCGCUGCACUGUGGGGCCAGAAGUGGCCACGAGCAGGUGGUAGAGAUGCUACUGGACCGAGCCGCCCCCAUUCUUUCAAAAACCAAAAAUGGACUGUCUCCAUUGCACAUGGCCACCCAAGGGGACCAUUUAAACUGCGUCCAGCUUCUCCUCCAGCACAACGUGCCAGUGGACGACGUCACCAAUGACUACCUGACUGCCCUCCACGUGGCUGCCCACUGUGGCCACUACAAAGUCGCCAAGGUUCUCUUGGAUAAGAAAGCCAACCCCAAUGCCAAAGCCCUGAACGGCUUCACCCCUCUGCAUAUCGCCUGCAAAAAGAAUCGAAUCAAAGUCAUGGAACUCCUUCUGAAACACGGGGCAUCCAUUCAAGCUGUUACCGAGUCGGGCCUUACCCCAAUCCAUGUUGCUGCCUUUAUGGGGCAUGUAAAUAUUGUGUCACAGCUAAUGCAUCAUGGAGCCUCCCCAAAUACCACCAAUGUGAGAGGAGAAACAGCAUUGCACAUGGCGGCCAGGUCGGGCCAAGCGGAAGUGGUUCGGUAUCUGGUACAGGACGGCGCGCAGGUAGAAGCGAAGGCCAAGGACGACCAAACCCCACUCCACAUUUCAGCCCGACUGGGGAAGGUGGACAUAGUGCAGCAGCUGCUGCAGCAAGGGGCGUCUGCAAACGCAGCAACAACUUCGGGGUACACCCCCCUUCACCUUUCAGCCCGGGAGGGGCACGAGGAUGUGGCUGCGUUCCUUUUGGAUCACGGAGCGUCUUUAUCAAUAACAACGAAGAAAGGAUUUACUCCCCUGCAUGUGGCUGCCAAAUACGGGAAGCUUGAGGUAGCCAACCUGCUACUGCAGAAAAGUGCCUCUCCGGAUGCUGCAGGGAAGAGCGGGCUAACUCCACUGCAUGUAGCAGCGCAUCACGAUAAUCAGAAAGUAGCUCUUCUGCUCUUGGCCCAGGGAGCCUCGCCCCACGCAGCCGCAAAGAAUGGUUACACACCGCUGCACAUCACUGCCAAGAAGAACCAGAUGGACAUUGCGACAACUCUGUUAGAAUAUGGUGCUGAUGCCAACGCGGUUACCCGGCAAGGGAUUGCUUCCGUUCAUCUCGCAGCUCAGGAAGGACACGUGGACAUGGUGUCGCUGCUCCUCAGUAGAAACGCAAAUGUGAACCUGAGCAAUAAGAAUGGCCUCACGCCACUCCAUCUGGUUGCCCAAGAAGACAGAGUGAAUGUGGCCGAAGUCCUCGUCAACCAAGGGGCCCACGUGGAUGCGCAGACCAAG